AUGUUGAAAGUUUUGUUAAUCGUGUCUUUCUGUUUCUGUUGCAUGGAUUUCGCGCAGGAGGAACUGGACAAAAAUCAACUGCUGCUACUGAAAAACGCUUUCGAUGCCUUCGACCGCGAGAAGAAGGGUAUCAUCAGCACCGACAUGAUCGGGACUAUUCUAGAAAUGUUAGGUCAUGAGCUUGAUGAUGACACGCUGAAUGAAAUCAUUGAUGAAAUUGAUGUUGAUCAUAGUGGUCAGUUAGAGUUCAAUGAGUUCUGCACACUCGCAGCAAAGUUUUUAACAGAGGAAGAUCAGGAUGACGAAACCAUGAGACAGGAACUGAAGGAAGCAUUCCGGUUAUACGACAAAGAAGGUAAUGGCUACAUAACGACAGAAGUACUUAAGGAAAUCUUCAAGGAAUUAGAUAACACAAUUUCGCCCGAGGAUUUGGAUAACAUGAUUGAGGAAAUUGACUCUGAUGGAUCGGGAACAGUAGACUUUGAAGAAUUUCUUGAAGUGAUGACUGGCGAAUAA
This is a messenger RNA of Bombyx mandarina (wild silkworm), 516 nucleotides long. RefSeq names its product troponin C, isoallergen Bla g 6.0101. NCBI's taxonomy places the organism in Eukaryota, Metazoa, Arthropoda, Insecta, Lepidoptera, Bombycidae. Gene Ontology annotation, molecular function: calcium ion binding. Gene Ontology annotation, cellular component: myosin II complex. The record is from RefSeq and is a predicted model, not a curated record.